This is a messenger RNA of Triticum dicoccoides, 1154 nucleotides long. Its product is annotated as transcription factor RAX2-like. The transcript has 2 exons. The coding region runs from base 90 to 887 and encodes 265 amino acids. Lineage: Eukaryota; Viridiplantae; Streptophyta; Magnoliopsida; Poales; Poaceae. The record is from RefSeq and is a predicted model, not a curated record.
UCCAUUUCCUCCCAUCCGAAGCUAGCUAGCUAGGCAGGAGUUGGCGAGUUGCUCGAGGAAGAAAGAAGCUGGGAAAGAAGAGGCAGAAAAUGGGUCGAGCUCCGUGCUGUGACAAGGGCAGCGUGAAGAAGGGGCCAUGGUCGCCCGAGGAGGACAGGAAGCUCAAGGACUACAUUCACACCCAUGGCACCGGCGGCAACUGGAUCGCGCUCCCCACCAAAGCCGGUCUGAAGAGGUGCGGGAAGAGCUGCCGCCUGCGUUGGCUCAACUACCUGCGGCCGAACAUCAAGCAUGGCGACUUCUCCGACGAGGAGGACAGGGUUAUCUGCGCCCUCUUCGCCGCCAUCGGCAGCAGGUGGUCCAUCAUCGCCGCGCAGCUCCCCGGCAGGACCGACAACGACGUCAAGAACUACUGGAACACCAAGCUCAAGAAGAAGCAGCUGCACCUGCUCAUCGCCGCCUCCGCCCAUGGCCAGCAGUACGGCUCCAGGCCACCGGCACCACCAUUCACCCUUGAGCACCACCACACUAGCUCUACUUCUGCUGCAUCUCUGGGCCAGCUCCUCAUGUUUGGUGUCGGAGGAGGCGACCACCACCACCAGCAGCAGCAGCAGCAGUACAUGUCGUCAUGCUCCUCGGUCGACAUCUCCAACAACGCCAGCGCUGCUGCUGCUCUUGGCCUGCAGGAGAGCUUCAUGUUUGGUGGCUUGGAGUUUCAGCAGCAGGAGGAGGACGCCAACAACCUGCUGUCACCAGCAGCAGCAGCAUCUGGGAGUGACACCAUGACCUAUGAGCAUCAUGCGAUGAUUUCGCCGAGCGGCUUCUUCUUCUACGGCGACGGUGCCGGUGCUGCAGCGACCCAGGAAGGGACUAGGUUCCUUUAUUAGUAAUCGCAUCAGCCACGCAUGCAUGCAAGACACAUGUAGACAUUGAUGUUAAUUUCUUCGCAUGCAUUUUCCCCCGACCGCCCCAUAUAUAUGAAUUAAAGCCAUGGCAGAUGCAGGUUGGCUAGUUUUUUUUUUUUUGGGUUUUUGUUUCAUAAGAUGAGAUGACCUCUCCCUAGCUAGCUAGUUUAUGUGGUGGUGUUGCUGCUGUGCUGUAAUAAGCUAAUGUAGGUUGUCAACUUGUAGUUCUAAAUAUUCUUGUUUAUUUAA